AUGGGUGGUGGUGGUCUUUUGCGGGACAACAACUGCACUUGGAUCGUUGGCUUCAUGAGCUUCGAUGUUGGUGGUGAUCCUUUCUUGGCUGAGGCUACAACCUUGCGAGAUAGGCUCCUCCUCACGUGGAGACAUGGUCAUCGUAAUGUUCUGUGUAAUGUUCUGUCUGAGGUGGAUUGUGCAGCUCUUGUUGAGGUGCAAAAUGCGGACAGAAGGAGGCACCACGAACAUGCUCCAAAUCUGGAGGCGAGGUUUAGAAAUUGUUUAACAGGAGGACUAGCUUGGCAUGGACUUAUCCAGAGGGUAAAUCAACGGCAGAAUGGAUUGCGAGACUAG
Lotus japonicus is the source of this 336-nucleotide messenger RNA. RefSeq lists its product as uncharacterized. The record is from RefSeq and is a predicted model, not a curated record. The coding region runs from base 1 to 336 and encodes 111 amino acids. The transcript has a single exon. NCBI's taxonomy places the organism in Eukaryota, Viridiplantae, Streptophyta, Magnoliopsida, Fabales, Fabaceae. Gene Ontology annotation, molecular function: nucleic acid binding; RNA-DNA hybrid ribonuclease activity.